AAUUUAAGUAGAUUAAUACUUUCUCCAAGUCCAAUAGAUGACGAAACUUUCUUAAAGCUGAAUAACUCAUUAUAUUAUUCUCAAAUUCCUGAAAACUACAUAUCGAUAACAUCUAAACUACGUUAAAUAGAUAUGGAAAUCGAUUUUUCAAACGAUAAAAUACAAAAUAUAUUAAAUGAAUAAAUAAUUCCUUAAUAAUAGUAAAAAAAUGAAUAAAAUAUAUUAUUAUAAAAUCCUCUUUUUCUAAUCGGAGUAGUAGGUUUUCAUCAUAAAAAAGGAUCAAUAAUAGAAUUUUAUUAUCCUUCAAAUAUUCAUGGAUUAGAUGAAAAAAAGCAAUAAUAUAUAAAAGACUGGUUACCUAUUUAUUGUAUGCCGGAUGCAAUUCAUAAUAAAAAUGAAGAUUUUAUUUAUUUUACAAUAAUUAUAGAUGAUGUAAUGCUAUACUGCGUUUCUUAUUUUAAAUAAAUAUAAGUAAAAAAUGAUUAAAUGAGAUAAAACAAUAAAGAAUUAACCAGAAGUCAUUUAUAAAAAAGUCUUUUUGUACUUUCAACUUUGCCUUUAUAAGGAUAUAUAAUGAGUCGUUUAGAACCUACUACAAGGGCUUAUUUUAACCAAAUAAAUAUUAAUGAUUAUGAGAUUUUAGAAAGUGCUUAUUAGAAUAUGAACUAGAGUUUAAAAAAUACACAUAAUUUAAAAGAUAGUGAAAUAUAUAUAGGGACUCCUGUAAAAACUUUAGUUUAUUUUUUCAAAGAGAAAGUUUUGUAGAUUGUAAAGGCUAUUUUAUUGGAAAAAAGAAUUAUAGUGUAUUCUUUAAAUAGUUGUGCUUGUAGUAAUUUUAUUAUUUCGAUUAUAAGCUUGUUUCCGGGGCUUUCUCAUUUUAAUUUUUCUAAUAGUUUUUAUAUUAGUAUUGUAAAAAAAGCGUUAAAUGAAUAUGGGUUUCCUUUGAGGAUUUUCAAUGAAAUAGAUAAGCCUAUUGAAAUGUAUUUUACAGUGUAAAAUUUAGAUUAAAUCGAAAAAUAUAAAAGCUAUUUGAUAGGAACUACUAGUUAAUUAAUAAAAACUCAUAAAAAAACUCAGGCUGAUUUAAUUAUUGAUUUGGAUUAAAAUUCAAUUAUUUAUUAAAAUGAAAAUAUAAAAAAUUUACUUUAGUUAAACAGUGAAGAGAAAAAAUUCAUGGAAAAUAUAUAUAAAAUAAGUAAAUAAUAUAUUUCGGAAGAAUAAAAGGACUGGAAAAAUAUGGAAUAUUCAGCAACUUUUACAUAGUUUGUGGGAAGUAAUGACUGGAUAAGGAUUUAAUUUUAUGAAUAUUUUAUUAAUCUUGUAUGUGAAUUAUAGAUGAUUAAGGGUAGGUUUGAAUAGAAGAAAAAUGAAAAUUUGUCGAAGGAUUUAGAAGAUUUUGAAGAUUAUUUAGAGUCAGAUGAUGAAAGUUAAUAAUAAAGUUAAAAUUAUUAAUAAAUGAAAGGAGUAGAAGAUGAUAAAAUUAAGUAUUUAAAAUAAUAAAAAAAACUUAUUAAAAAUAGCUAUAAUUUUCUUAAAAAAUAUAAUACUAAGUUUAUUUUUGAAUACUUAUAAACUUAAAAUUAUAAGUUCUGGAAAUAAAAUCAUGAUGAAUCUAUUGCUUUGAGAAGUAUUAAUUCUAUUGAAAAUAAUACUAAAGCAAUUAUUUUUUUUUAAAACGGGGAAGUUUAUGCAGGAGGAAUGUAAAAUGGUUUAAAAAAUGGAAAGGGUUGUAAAUUUGAUUAAAUAGAUUAAAAAAUUGAAAUAUGUGAAAAUUAUUUAAAUAAUUUAAAAUAAGGUCAUACUGUUAUAAAAAGUAUUCGAAAUUCUGAAUUUUAUUUUGAAGGUUAAUACAUUAAUGAUAUGAGGGAAGGUUUUGGGAAUUUGAUUUUUGAAAAUUAAAAAUAUACAGGAAAUUUUAAAAAUGAUAAAUUACAUGGAUAAGGAUAAUUAGUAAAUGAAAAUGACGCUAGUAUAUAUGAAGGAGAAUUCUAAAACAAUAAAAAAAAAGGUAUGGGAAAGUUUAAAAAUAACGAAAUUUGUUAUAUUGGAUAAUUUGAAAAUGAUUUAUUUGAAGGUAAAGGAUAAAUAAUAUUUUCCAAUAAUGGUGACGUAUAUUCAGGAGAUUUCAAAAAGGGAAAAAUGCAUGGAUAAGGGGAACUUUAAGGUGUUUCUUUUGUAUACAAAGGAGAGUUUUAAGAUGGAAAAUUUAAUGGAUAAGGUCAGUAUGAAAUACUGGAAAGUAAAAAUGUAUAUCAAGGAUUUUUUAAGAACGGGGUCUUGGAUGAAAGCAAGUAAUAAAUUAUUAAAUAUAAGGACGGAAGUAUAUAUAAUGGGAUGAUUAAAAAUUGGGAAAAAAAUGGAGAAGGAGUUCUUUGUCAUGUAGAUGGGAAAAUAGAAAAUGGAGUAUUUGAAAAUGGUGUUUUAAUUAAAAAUUGA
This is a messenger RNA of Ichthyophthirius multifiliis, 2436 nucleotides long. RefSeq lists its product as hypothetical. The record is from RefSeq and is a predicted model, not a curated record. Gene Ontology annotation, cellular component: cytoplasm. The transcript is spliced from 3 exons. Lineage: Eukaryota; Ciliophora; Oligohymenophorea; Hymenostomatida.